CACCGGGCAGCGGCAUACAAGACAGCUGUGGUGGUCGGGUCGUGAGGAGACCAAAGUCAGUUGUGAGCGCGACCUUGGUGAGGCAAGUAGCUCAGAAGUCCGGGAACUCAUUGUUCCAGCCCUGCAUCACUCAUAUCCAAACGUACAUGAGAGACAGUGACCUCUUUUGCAACGAGUGAAGUGAUUCAUUCUGUUUUGAAGGUUCUUACUAUAAGAAUAUUUUUCAUUGUAAACGUUGGUUGUUGGUCGAUAAUUUCGUCUAGGAAAAUGUCGGCUGACCUGAUAACCGAGAGGCCAAGGCACAGUUCUGCCUUCAGUACAGUGACAAGAAAAAGUUUCAGUAGCUUUUCAGUAGACUCCAUUUUAGGAGCCUCGAAUUCUAAGCCUAGCAGUUCCCCUUCACCUCCCAGACCUGAUUCCUCAAGUCCCCCGUCAACCUCAAGAGGACUUCUUUCUUCCCCUGUCCGGCGGAUAGAAGUUUUGACCUCCCCAGAACAUUCCCCUUCUUGUGGCUCCCAUAUCUCCCCUUUACGAAACUCCAGCUCUACUUCACAUGCUCACUCUUCCCCUGAAAAUGUAACAAAUUCAAUAAAAUCUUCUACGCCAGAUCGAGGUCUAUCCUCACACGAUGCUGAUUACUAUGAAAAAUAUGGAUCACCUUCAAGGUGUUCAUCUGCAGAGUCGGUCGAACAAUCCCAUCUUCUUCUCAAUAAUCAUCGCUCGUUGACACAUCUUCCUCAACAAGUGCACUCUAGUUACGAACCACCCCAUAGCCAACAACUAUCACAGCCUCAACAUCGCAUUAGCCCAAUAAAAAGUGAACCUCUCCACUUAGUGGCUCUAACCCAACAGUCUCCUGAGGACCUCUCGACGACAUCAUCAAGGGUAUCAGAAGGAGGCUGCAGGAGCGACGAAGACAGAGAAGACGAGGAUGAAUCAGAAGAUAUUAACGUGAGUCAUGAAAGUGACGAAGAGAUGAGGCUUAUCCCAGACCCCAUUCCAUGUUAUCCAAGCCAUAUCCUUCAGGGGCACCCGACUUAUGCCCCAGGUCCUCCCGGAGCUCAUCAUCCUCUGCCUGGGUCUUGGCCUCCAUCACCGUUCAACUUCUUGCAGCAUCACCUCGCUUUCAGGCACUUCGACAAAUCUUCGGAAGGCCCUCGAUUUCUUGGCCCCGUCAAAGUGACUCUUCGCAAGCACAAGCCAAACCGCAAGCCGCGGACGCCGUUCACGACGCAACAGCUGCUCGCCCUCGAGAAGAAGUUCCGUGAGAAGCAAUACCUGAGCAUCGCUGAGCGCGCCGAGUUCAGCGCUUCACUUAACCUCACCGAAACUCAGGUCAAAAUUUGGUUCCAGAACCGCCGUGCCAAAGACAAGAGACUCAAGGAGGCUGAGAUCGAGCGACUUAGAUUCACGUCGCGUCCUCUGAUCUCCCACAACUCAUUGCUCCCUCCGGCCUCCCUCAUGGCCCCUUUCCUCAUGUCCCCCAUGAUGCCUGUAACCUCAAUGGCCUCACACGUAAGGCCUCCUCUAUUCCUCAACAGUCUACCCCCAACCUCCAUACCCUCAACCAUGCAACCGUGUACAGGUGGAGCGUAGUACUUUCUAAAGCAAUAAGUACUGUACAUAAAUAAAACCAGAUGAAUGUAUGUAUAAAGUUAACUGUUGAUUGUCUCGAAAUAAUGCAAUGGAUAGCCAUGAGCAUAUCAUUAUACAAUUUUUGUUUAGUUAGUGUUAUAAAAUGUUGAAUUGAAAUCACGAAUAUUAGAGCAUAUAAGCUGCAAACGCUUGGCACAUCCAUGCUAUGCGUAAUGUUGACUUAAGUUGAGUUAGCUUGUCAUCAUAUCACUCGCUGCAAGCCGUAAAUUUUCAACGGCACUGCGUGGUCAACUUAUUACCACACAGUUUUAUCAGUACAGCGGUGUAUGCUGGGAGCCUCACAUAUCAUUAGCGUGAGUGAUAUAAAAUCUCAGGGCAUUUGUUGUUAUCAUUUAGAAGCCUUGGAAUAUUUUGGCUUUACUUUUAUAGAGUUUCAAGCCUCACUAAUACGACACUGAUAACUCGGGACAUAUUUAUAAAAUUUACAUGUGGAUCCAGAACAGGUCAUAUAUGUGCUGUAAGUUGAGGUUAGCGCUGAUCUGAGAGGAUGGGUUCUUAAAUUUGUCUAUGGGUUUCUAACAUGAACAGAAAAUUGUAUUUCCCGUUGUAAUGCAGUGAAUUCAUAAUAUAUUUCCAGAUUUUAUUGUCGAAGAAAUUUCUAGAUACAUAAAUUUUUUCUAGAUUUUGGCAUUCCUAUACUUCUCUAAUGAUCCCACAAUGAUAUGAAUUUCUUUAAACUAUAUGAUAUCUCCCUAUUUCUCAUUUGUAAUUUAACAAGAGAAAAUUGAGUAAAUGUUUGUAUAACUUCGCUAACGAUUCUUUCAGCGAACCCGCAAAUGCUUUUGAUAUUGUGUUAAGUUUUGCAAAUCAACUCUUGAGGCUCGAGAUGUUCAACGAUCAAACCAAAGAAUAGUUUAGAAUCUACGUGUGACUCUACUUGCCUACAAAAUAUAAGUUUAAUUCUUAUCUAUUUUUUCUGU
This is a messenger RNA of Hyalella azteca, 2576 nucleotides long. Its product is annotated as muscle segmentation homeobox. NCBI's taxonomy places the organism in Eukaryota, Metazoa, Arthropoda, Malacostraca, Amphipoda, Hyalellidae. The record is from RefSeq and is a predicted model, not a curated record. Gene Ontology annotation, cellular component: nucleus. Gene Ontology annotation, biological process: embryonic morphogenesis; regulation of transcription by RNA polymerase II. The transcript has 2 exons. Gene Ontology annotation, molecular function: RNA polymerase II transcription regulatory region sequence-specific DNA binding; DNA-binding transcription factor activity, RNA polymerase II-specific. The coding region runs from base 268 to 1596 and encodes 442 amino acids.